Molecule: messenger RNA, 2279 nt
Organism: Mercenaria mercenaria
Lineage: Eukaryota; Metazoa; Mollusca; Bivalvia; Venerida; Veneridae
Exons: 4
Coding region: 228-2045 (605 amino acids)
Cellular component (GO): nucleus
Molecular function (GO): DNA binding
Source: RefSeq, a predicted model, not a curated record
UCAUUUGUAGUAGGGAAGUUUGGUUAUAAGGUGUGAAGUAGAUAUUGACCUACUUUAUGUUGUUUAUAUUUAUGUAUCGUUGACAUGCUUAUUUCCGUUAUACUCCUAUUUUCGUGAUGUUUACAAAAAGUGCACGCGCGCCUCACACGACUUGCAUAUGACGUCAUCACUUUUUGCGUAAACAAAGAACUGUCAAAGGUUUAUCACGCAGCUGUCAAACGUAAAAAAUGCGCUUCAAACAGUGUAAUCCCAUAAAGGUGGCUGUAAAGUACAGAUAUUACUCUCCUACAGCUCUUACUAAUGCUUAUCAGGCUGUGAGGGAGGAAAACAUGUCUGUUAGAAGGGCAUCAAUUCAGUACAAUGUACCCAUGCAGACGCUCAGAGACAGGGUAUUGCAUAAGGUAGAUCCUGAGACAGUCCGGUCAGGACCUCAGCCAUUGUUCAGUGAAGAGGAAGAGGCAUUAUUUGUAAACAAUCUGAAGUACAUGGCGUCACUAGGUUAUGGUUAUACAGGUCCAGAAGUCAUUGCUAAAGCUUCAAAUUAUGCAGUGCACCUCGGGAAGAGAUCUAAAGACCAGCCUCUAUCAGAAAAAUGGUACAGUGGACUUAAAUCGAGAUGGCCAGAAUUAAAAACUUUAAGUCCAAGAGCACUGGCAAAGGAACGAGCUCAAGCAACAUCUGAACAUGUUGUUAAUUCAUACUAUGAAAAUCUUCACACUGUACUUUUGGCCAAUGAUCUUCUUGACAAACCAGAAUGCAUAUACAACUUUGAUGAGAAGGGAGUCCAAACUGAACAUCGUCCGCCGAAGGUUGUUGCAGAAGGUGUACAUGCAGUACCAGCCAUCACUUCACCAAGAUCUUCAAUUACUACUAUCUUAGGUUGUGGGAAUGCACUUGGAACUCAACAUCCACCAUAUUUUAUCUUUAUAGGACAGCGCAUGAAUAAUGAGCUACUUGCUGAAUCUACACCAGGAGUGUCUGGCUGUGUAACUGACAGUGGCUGGUCCAAUUCAGACACAUUCUUGAAAUACUUGAAUGAUCAUUUUCUUAAAUUUGUUCAAAGGCCAGAUGAAAGCCAGCCUAUUUUACUAAUUUUUGAUGGGCACAGGUCCCAUAUUAACAUUCCAGUCAUAGAAUGGGCCAAGCAACACAAUAUCAUACUAUUUGUACUUCCAGCUCAUACUAGUCACUUAUUACAACCCCUAGAUGUAGGGUGCUUUGGACCACUGCAGCGUGUUUAUAACUCAGAGUGUCACAAAUUCUUACGAACAAGUCCAGAAUCUAGAAUUACUCGGUACAAUGUUUGUAAGUUAGCAUGUUCAGCAUAUGCAGCUGGAUUAUCUGCAAGUAACUUGAGAUCUGCAUUUCAGAAAACAGGUAUUUAUCCGUUUCAACCAGCUGCAAUCUCUAAAGCUGCAUUAGCUCCUGCAGAUGCUUAUCACCUCACACCUAUGACACAAAAUACUGUCUGUUCUCAAAAGCCUUCCGGUGAUCCCAGGGACUUUUUUUCUCCUGACCAAGAGUUGAUUGCUAAGAAGCAGGAAUUUGAAAGUAAAAAGGAACAUAAAAAUACUGUUAGCAAAAUAGUAUCUGGUAAAUGUAUUACUAAUCCAGUUGUUGAGAAAAAAAUCAUUGAAUUCUCUGAGGGUCAGAAAAAGAGGAAAACUGAGUCAUCAAAAACAGGUAAAGUGUCUAAAAAUAAAAAGGUAUCAAAAUUACCUAAACCUAAAAAUGUUCAGAAGAAACCCUUGGGAUUCGAACCCCAGCCCGGUCCUUCAAAAGUUGUUGUAUAUCCUUCUGACUCGUCUGACUUCUCAGACACUGAAAUUACUGAUUCAGAAAAAUGUUGUGUAUGUCAUAAAUUUGAGCCUGAGGAACUCAGAAAUAUUGUGUCACUGGUUUUUGUUAAAUGGGCCAAGUGCGACAUUGCUGGAUGUGAUCACUGGACCCACUUGAAAUUCUGCUGUCCUCAAAGGGUUGUCAGGUACAAUGACAGUUUUGAAUGUCCAUGCCACCAAAGAAAUUCUGAACUGACUGAAGAGUAAAUUAGAAAUGUCAUAAAAAAUGAAACCAAUUGAAAAUAUUGUAAAAACCUUGUUUUUGUUGUGUUUUUCUGUUUUUAUAUUUGCAGAAAUAUUAACCUGUACUGUGGUUAUGCUUCAACUGUAUUGGAAUAGAUAUUUUGAACUGCUGUAUACUUUUAAAACAAUACAAUGUCAAGGUCACGAAAAUUGGUGGGUUUCCAAAAUGGCGGACUUUAUAUGUUGUUUUUGUAGGGG